AUUUAUUGAUAAAAGUAUAUAAUCCAACAGAGUCUGCAGAUUUCAAACUUAUUUUUCAGCAAAAAUUUUAAAAUAAAGUGCACACACAGAGUUUCAUUGGAAUAAAAAGUUAUAGAUCUGAGGCAAAAUGGAAGCCAGUCAGAUGAAUACUGGAGGAGGGAUGCCUGUGGUGAAGGAGGUCCGCAUCCUAGAGUCAGCUGAGGACAUCCAGGACCGACGUGAGCAAGUGCUGUCCCGCUAUCAGCAGUUCCGGAGUGAAGCCAGGAUCAAGAGGGAGAAGCUUGAAGACUCCCGAAAGUUCCAGUAUUUCAAGCGUGAUGCUGAGGAAUUGGAGUCCUGGAUCCACGAGAAGCUGCAGGCUGCAUCGGACGAGUCCUACAAGGACCCGACUAACCUGCAGGCCAAGAUCCAGAAACACCAGGCAUUUGAGGCUGAGGUGGCUGCUCACUCCAACGCCAUUGUUGUGCUUGACAACACCGGAUCUGAGAUGAUCAAGAAUCAGCACUUUGCUUCUGAGAUCAUCCAUCAGAAAUUGGAGGAGCUGCAUCGUCUCUGGGAACUGCUUCUCAGUCGUCUGGCUGACAAAGGCUUGCGUCUCCAGCAAGCCCUUGUUCUGGUGCAGUUCACGAGGCAGUGCGACGAGGUGCUCUACUGGGUCACGGACAAGGAGGCUUUUGUCACCAGCGAAGAGUUCGGCACGGACCUCGAACACGUCGAGGUGCUGCAGCGCAAGUUUGAUGAGUUCCAGAAAGACAUGGCUGCCCAAGAAUACCGUGUCACUGAGGUCAACGGUCUUGCUGCUAAACUGCUGGAGGAAGGCCACCCUGAGGCACAGGUUAUCACCAAGCGCCGUCAGGAACUCGAGGAAGCCUGGAACCGUCUUCGUCAGUUUGCACUUAUGAGGCAGGAGAAGCUCUUGGGCGCUCACGAGAUCCAGCGAUUCAACCGCGAUGCUGACGAGACCCUAGCCUGGAUCGGUGAGAAGGCCGUCAUGCUGAGUGCUGAUGAUUACGGUCGAGACUUGGCGUCUGUGCAGGCGUUGCAGCGCAAGCACGAGGGCCUAGAAAGAGAUCUCGCCGCUCUUGAAGACAAGGUAUCGACCCUAGGCCACGAGGCAACUCGUCUGUGCGGCAUUCAUGCCCCUCAUGCCGACCAGAUCAAGAACAAGCUUGCUGAGAUUGAAAACUCAUGGACGACCCUCACUAGCAAAGCUCAGGACCGCCGACUCAAGCUUGACGAGUCCUAUUAUUUGCAUCGCUUCUUGGCUGAUUUCCGUGAUCUUGUGUCAUGGAUGAACGACAUGCGCGCCGUCAUUGGGGCGGAUGAACUUGCCAAGGAUGUUGCUGGUGCUGAGGCCUUGCUGGAACGUCAUCAAGAGCACAAGGGUGAAGUAGAUGCUCGCGAAGACAGUUUCAAGGCCACCCAACAGGCUGGACUAACUAUUCUCGAGAACAAAGACCAUCCUGCCGCUGCUGAAGUAAAGGAGAAACUCGAAACUCUAGCAAGCGAGAAGGACGCGCUUCUGAGCGUGUGGGAGGAGCGGCGCGUUCUGUACGAGCAGUGCAUGGAUUUGCAGCUCUUCUACCGCGACACGGAGCAGGCUGACACCUGGAUGGCCAAACAGGAAGCCUUCCUCGAGAAUCAAGACCUAGGCGACUCGCUCGACUCAGUUGAAGCUCUCAUUAAGAAGCAUGAAGAUUUUGAAAAGAGCUUGGCUGCUCAGGAAGAGAAGAUCAAGGCGUUGGAUGAAUUUGCCACGAAGCUAAUGGAAGGUCAGCAUUACGCGGCUGAAGAUGUUGCUCAUCGUCGUGAACAGCUUCUGGAGCGCCGAUCUGCGCUGCUUGAGAAGAGCAAGCAACGUCGUAUCAUGCUAGAGAACAGCUUCAGGCUUCAGCAGUUCGAGCGUGAUUGCGAUGAAACUAAAGGUUGGAUCAACGAAAAACUGAAGUUCGCCACAGACGACAGCUACUUGGAUCCCACCAACCUGAAUGGCAAGGUACAAAAGCACCAGAACUUUGACCAGGAACUCAACGCAAAUAAAUCGCGCAUUGAUGAGAUCACAAGUACUGGCAAGGAUUUGCUUGACUCCAAUCACUACGCAAGCGACCGCAUCAGCAGCCGCAUGGAGGAGAUCAUUAAUCUUUGGGCUUCGUUAGAAGACGCUACCAAGAGCAAGGGCUCGAAGUUGGAGGAGGCCUCUCAGCAGCAGCAAUUUAACCGUGGCCUCGAGGACAUUGAGCUUUGGUUGUCUGAGAUUGAAGGCCAGCUAAUGAGCGAGGACUACGGCAAGGACUUGACUGGAGUCCAGAACCUGAUCAAGAAACAGGCGUUGUUGGAAGCAGAUGUUGGUGCUCACCAGGACAGGAUCGAUGGCGUGAGGAUUCAGGCCACGCAAUUCGUUGAACGCGGACACUUCGAUGCCGAAAACAUCAAGAACAAGCAGGUCGCUCUCCAAGAACGCUACAAUAACCUGCAAAAGCCUAUUGCUGUACGCAAGCAGCGCCUGAAAGACUCUCUGCUUGUUCAGCAGCUUUUCCGUGAUAUUGAAGACGAGGAAGUCUGGAUUCGCGAGAAGGAGCCCAUCGCUGCCUCCACCAACCGCGGUCGCGAUCUCAUUGGCGUUCAGAACUUGAUCAAGAAACACCAGGCUGUGUUGGCUGAAAUUAACAACCACGAAAAUCGAAUUGUUGCCGUCACCCUUUCCGGUGAGGAGAUGAUAAGCGACGGUCAUUUUGCUGCUGAUGAGAUCAAGCAACGCUUGAACAUCCUCAACCAGCACUGGUCGCUGCUCAAGGAUCGCGCCUCUAAGCGUAAGCAGGACUUGGAUGAUUCACUCCAAGCUCACCAGUACUUCGCUGACGCCAAUGAAGCCGAAUCUUGGAUGAAGGAGAAAGAGCCCAUUGCGUCAGGAGGAGACUUUGGCAAAGACGAAGACAGCUCCGAAGCUUUGCUUAAGAAACAUGAAGCUCUCAUGAGUGAUUUGCAGGCAUUCAGCUCGACCAUCGGAUCUUUGGACGAGCAAGCCAACGCGUGCCGCCAGCACGACUCUGCUGCUGCUGACAUCUCAGGCAAGGAGUGCGUUGUUGCGCUUUAUGAUUAUGUCGAAAAAUCUCCUCGUGAGGUCUCCAUGAAGAAAAACGACGUACUUACGCUUUUGAAUGACAACAACAAGGACUGGUGGAAAGUUGAAGUGAACGACCGACAAGGUUUUGUGCCUGCCGCUUACGUGAAGAAAAUCGACUCGGGCCUGACUGCAUCGCAGCAGAAUCUUGCUGAUGCCAAUAACAUCAUGGCUCGCCAGAACCAGAUCAGGGCGCAGUACGAAAACCUCAUGGCCCUCGCAAAUGCUCGGCACAAGAAGCUGAGUGAGAGCGUGCAAGCGUACGUCUUGGUCCGCGAGGCUGCUGAUCUCGCCCAAUGGAUCAAGGAUAAAGAGCAACAUGCUCAAGUGGAGGAUGUUGGAGAGGACUUGGAACAGGUGGAGGUGAUGCAGAAGAAGUUUGACGACUUCAAGUCCGACUUGCAAGCGAACGAAGUGCGUCUCGCCGAGAUGAACGAGAUCGCCAUGCAGCUCAUGAGCGUCGGCCAGACUGAGGCGGCGCUCAAAAUCCAAACUCAGAUUGAAGACCUCAACACCAAGUGGACCUCCCUGCAGCAAAUGGCUCAGGAGCGUCAGUCGCAGCUGGGUUCAGCUCACGAGGUGCAGCGUUUCCACCGCGACGUGGACGAGACCAAGGACUGGAUCCAGGAGAAAGAUGAGGCUCUUAACAACGAUGAUUGUGGCAAGGACCUGCGAUCUGUUCAGGCUCUGCAGCGCAAACAUGAAGGUCUGGAGCGCGACUUGGCUGCCCUGGGCGACAAGAUACGACAGCUUGACGAGACCGCUAACCGCCUCAUGCAGACGCACCCCGAGGCUGCUGACACCAUUUAUGGCAAGCAGCGCGAGAUCAACGAGGAGUGGACCCAGAUCACGGCUAAGGCGGACGCACGCAAGGAGAAGCUGCUGGACUCGUACGACUUGCAGCGCUUCUUGAGCGACUACCGCGACCUCAGCUCCUGGAUACUCUCAAUGAUGGGACUCGUGAGCUCAGACGAGCUCGCUACUGAUGUCACUGGUGCAGAGGCGCUGCUUGAAAGACACCAGGAACACCGCACCGAGAUCGACGCCCGCGCCAACACGUUCCAUGCCUUCGACUUGUUUGGCCAGCAGCUGCUCGAGAGCGGCCACUUUGCAUCUGCUGAGGUGCAGCAGAAGCUCGACGAUAUGAACGACGCUCGACAGGAGCUCGAGCGUGCAUGGAUUGCACGUCGCAUGAAGCUGGACCAAUGCUUGGAACUGCAGCUGUUCUACCGCGACUGCGAGCAAGCCGAGAACUGGAUGAGCUCUCGCGAGGCUUUCCUGUCCUCGGACGAGCCUGAUGCCAAGUCUGACAACGUCGAAGCGCUCAUCAAGAAGCACGAGGACUUCGACAAAGCCAUCAACGCUCAAGAGGAGAAGAUCGCGGCUCUUAAUCUUUUCGCCGAUCAACUUAUCGCAGCUGAGCAUUACUCAAAGAACGACAUUGCGGAUAAACGCGCCGAUGUUCUCAAUAGGUGGCAGCAUCUGAAGGAAGCUCUCAUUGAGAAACGCUCCAAGCUUGGGGAGUCCCAGACGCUGCAGCAAUUCUCAAGGGACGCUGAUGAAAUUGAGAACUGGAUUGCCGAAAAAUUGCAGGUGGCAACUGAAGAAAGUUUCAAAGAUCCUGCUAACAUUCAGUCGAAGCAUCAGAAGCACCAGGCGUUCGAGGCUGAGCUGGCAGCAAAUGCUGACAGGAUCCAGGCGGUAGUGGCCAUGGGCCAGAACUUGAUCGACAAGCACCAGUGCGCAGGAUCAGAGGAACCUGUUCACCACAGGCUUGAGUCUCUGGCUUCUCAGUGGGAGGUGCUCACCCAGAAAUCAGCUCAGAAGAGCCUCAAGCUGAAAGAAGCUAACAAGCAGCGCACUUUCAUCGCUGCUGUCAAGGAUUUGGACUUCUGGCUUGGAGAAGUUGAGUCGCUCUUGACGAACGAAGAUGUUGGAAAGGAUUUGGCCUCUGUGCAGAAUUUGAUGAAGAAGCAACAGCUUGUGGAAGCUGACGUGCAGGCCCAUCAAGACCGCAUUAAUGACAUGAAUGCUCAAGCUGACUCUCUAAUUGAGAGUGGUCAGUUUGACACGGCUAACAUCAACGAGCGUCGCUCAAGUAUCAACGAGCGUUACGAAAGGAUUAGGAACCUUGCAGCACACCGCCAGGCUCGCCUCAACGAGGGCCUCACAUUGCACCAGUUCUUCCGUGACAUUGCUGACGAAGAGUCGUGGAUCAAGGAGAAGAAGCUGCUUGUUGCUUACGACGACUACGGCCGUGAUCUCACUGGCGUCCAGAAUCUGCGCAAGAAGCAUAAGCGUCUUGAGGCUGAGCUGGCGAGUCACCAACCUACCAUCGAGGCUGUACAGGAAGCCGGCGAGAAGCUCAUGGAUGUUAGCAACGUGGGAGUGGCUGAGAUUGAGGCGCGUCUGCAGCAGCUUGGCGAGGCUUGGGAUCAACUCAAAGCAAUGGCCAAUCAGCGCGGCGAAAAGCUCGAUCAGUCGCUCAUUUACCAGCAGUUCCUCGCAAAGGUAGACGAGGAGGAAGCCUGGAUCAGUGAGAAGACGCAGCUUCUCAGCGUGCCGGACUACGGCGACAACAUGGCUGCUACCCAAGGCCUCCUCAAGAAACAUGAUGCAUUUGAGACGGACUUCUCUGUGCAUCGUGAUCGUUGCAAUGGAGUCUGCGAGGAUGGCAAUAAAUUGGUGCAGGACGGCAACCACCACCACGAUGCCAUCAAGCAGCGUUGCCAGCAACUCAGAGAUAACUUGGAUCAGCUCUCAAACAUCGCUGCUCGCCGCAAGAGCAAACUCUCUGACAAUCUGGCCUACCUUCAGUUCAUCUGGAAGGCCGAUGUUGUUGAGUCAUGGAUCGCGGAAAAGGAGUCUUACGUCAAGUCCGAGGAAUUCGGACGUGAUUUAUCAACCGUGCAGACCCUCCUCACCAAGCAAGAAACUUUCGAUGCUGGUCUGGGUGCGUUUGAGUCUGAAGGCAUCCUGAACAUCACGGACCUGAAAGACCAGCUCGUGUCUAGCAAUCACGAGCAGUCGGCGAGCAUCGUGAAGCGUCACGGUGAUGUUAUCGCUCGCUGGCAGAAACUCAUGCACGAUUCUGCACAACGAAAGAACAGGCUUCUGAUCAUGCAGGAUCAGUUCCGUCAGAUCGAAGAACUGUAUCUCUCGUUUGCCAAGAAAGCCUCUGCCUUCAACUCCUGGUUUGAGAACGCAGAAGAGGACCUUACCGAUCCUGUGCGCUGCAACAGCAUUGAAGAGAUCCGGGCCCUGCGCGAGGCUCACAACCAGUUCCAGAGGUCUCUGAGCACCGCCCAGGCUGACUUCGAGGCCCUCGCUGCCCUGGACCAGCAGAUCAAGAACUACAACGUCGGCCCCAACCCAUACACUUGGUUCACCAUGGAGGCUCUCGAGGACACGUGGCGCAAUCUCCAGAAAAUAAUCAAGGAGCGAGAUGUGGAACUGGCGAAGGAAGCUCAGCGCCAGGAGGAGAACGACAAGCUGCGCAAGGAGUUCGCCAAGCACGCCAACAGCUUCUACAACUGGCUUACUGAGACCAGGUUCUCCCUCCUGGGCUUCACCAUGCUGGGCUAUGAUGCAAGGUCGGCCAUGAUGGAGGGGUCAGGCACCCUGGAGCAGCAGCUGGAGGCGACGCGACUCAAGGCACUGCAGGUACGCGAGCAUCGCUCCGACCUCAAGAAAAUCGAGGACCUCGGACAGAUCCUCGAGGAGCAUCUCAUUCUCGACAACAGAUACACCGAGCACAGCACGGUGGGGCUGGCGCAGCAGUGGGAUCAGCUGGACCAGCUGGGCAUGCGCAUGCAGCACAACCUCGAGCAGCAGAUCCAAGCCAGGAACCAGAGCGGCGUGUCAGAGGACGCGCUCAAGGAGUUCAGCAUGAUGUUCAAGCAUUUCGACAAGGAGAAAUGCGGUCGUCUGAACCACACCGAGUUCAAGUCUUGCCUACGCGCUCUGGGCUACGACUUGCCAAUGGUUGAGGACGGGGAACAAGACCCAGAGUUCGAGGCCAUCUUGAAUGUGGUGGACCCCAACAGGGACGGCUUUGUGUCCCUGCAGGAGUAUAUGGCCUUCAUGAUAUCCAAGGAGACCGAGAAUGUGCACAGUUCAGAGGAUAUCGAGAACGCCUUCCGAGCUAUCGCUGCUGGCGACCGCCCAUACGUCACCAAGGACGAACUUUACCAGAACCUGACGAAGGAGAUGGCAGACUAUUGCGCUGGUCGCAUGAAGCCUUUCGUGGACCAGAAGACAGGACAAGUCAUCCCUGGCGCGCUGGACUACAUCGAUUUUACUCGCACGCUUUUCUCCAAUUAAAGGCUCUUGCUUAUCCUCGUUCAGUGUUCGCCUGCGAAACUUUCAGCAGCUAGCCUCCUUCGAAAUUCCUUCAUGCCUCUACGUAGUAAACUUCAGCUUUCGAAUAUACUAUAUCCUAUAGAUGUACUUUAAGCCUUCGUUUUUUGUCGUUUUAUCUAGAACGGUAUCGAAUGUAGUUUACGGAAUACCUACUGUCUAUUACAUAUUCAUAGAAUAUUUAGUAAGGUACGGAUGUUGUGGGAGCCUUGGACUCUUUAGUAUUUAUAACGGAGUUGAUUCACCAUAAAUUCGACCGCUAUUCUGAUGAUUAUUUCGCGUUCCCUUGAAUCUAGUACGUCAUGAACCAUAUUUAAUUUUUUCUGUGCGUUUGAGUCCAAUCAAUUCUAACUUUUGAAGAAUUUAGAUGUAAUGUAUUAGAAUGUGAUUGAGAUUUUUUGCGUAGUGUUGGUUGCUUAAAUCAUAAAAACAUAUUCGUAGAUCGUGUUCGAGUAAGGCCUGUAUUUCAGUUGUGUGUUUUGUGUGCAAAACUCCUGUAAGUCCUGGCCUCGCUUAUCGCUAAUUUAUCGGUCAAUUUAAGCACUUUUUCGAUUAUUUUGGUUCAAAAUUUAUCUGCUUAUAGCUCUACUACGAUCUUCUUUAUAUAAUUUAAGUCAAAACAAACAUUUGACAGAAAUCUACGAGAAAUAGGUAAACCUUGACUAAAUUUGACUCUACAACGUUGUUGUGCAAUCUCUUACUUCUCCAAAUAUUUCAUUUAGUAUUUAUGCAGAUCAAAUUAUUUAUCGCAAAAACUAGAACUUUGAUCAAUAUUGAUUAUAAUGAGAUGUGAUUAUCGCCCGUAUCUUCUUUAUUUCGCUAUUUAUAGUUGUAAUUCAUCGACCAUGAAAGGUUUACGUCUGCUUUGGGUCGUGCAUGCGUUAAUUAACUAUCUCUUAAUUCUUAAGCAAUAUAUUUAAUUUUCUCUAGUUGCUACAUUCUUACUGGACGAUGAAAUGAUUUGUUUUGUAGACGUCACUCAAUGGUUUCGUGGAAAUUAAUCGUAUUCGGAUGCAUUAGAAUGCCUUUGGCUUAUCACGUGUAACCUGUAGCACUUCGAGAAAAUGUAGGUGUUUGUUUUCUGCCGCAUUAGGACGUGAAAACCGACAUCUUUUGAUCUAGAGACCAUUUUCACAUUGUGUUAACAAUUUUUUAAUUGAAUCGGAGAGUAUAAAAUUGGAUAAACUGGUGCUUCGGCAUCGUACUUGGACGGGCGUUACGGCCGCAGCUCUCUUCACAUGAUGAAAUUUUCCUGUAUUUAGAUCUGCGACCAUUUUUAUACACUGGCUUAACGUCGUGCUAUUUUUAACAUCAAGUUAUUGAUUGCUGGAAAACUUGAAUGUGUCUACGAAACAUCUCAUUACAUCUUCAUCACCACUGCCUUCUCGUGUUUAUCGUUUACGUCGUUAGUUUGCUUCAGAGCUCUGGUGCCUGAUGGGAAUUAAAUAUAUACGCGCAGCUUC
Hyalella azteca is the source of this 8943-nucleotide messenger RNA. RefSeq names its product spectrin alpha chain (gene alpha-Spec). Gene Ontology annotation, molecular function: calcium ion binding; actin filament binding. The transcript has 19 exons. NCBI's taxonomy places the organism in Eukaryota, Metazoa, Arthropoda, Malacostraca, Amphipoda, Hyalellidae. The coding region runs from base 128 to 7444 and encodes 2438 amino acids. Gene Ontology annotation, biological process: actin cytoskeleton organization. Gene Ontology annotation, cellular component: cortical actin cytoskeleton; cell projection; plasma membrane. The record is from RefSeq and is a predicted model, not a curated record.